Molecule: messenger RNA, 756 nt
Organism: Amoebophrya sp. A120
Lineage: Eukaryota; Dinophyceae; Syndiniales; Amoebophryaceae
Source: the annotation of a GenBank genome assembly
GCAUGGUUUUGAGUUUGUCUUGCGAAAAAUGACGACAAGAUCAAGAUGCGAAAAAAAAUAUACAAAUUUGGUCUAUGAGAAGAUGAUGAGAAAAUUAAUUAUUGAUUUGCAUGCAUUUCGUUGUUAAUUUUUAAUUUUUAAACCUUCUUUUGUCGGAAAAACAGGCGUCUGGCCCUCGAAAAAAUGUUGCGACAAAAAAACUUGGCUACAAAAAACGAGACGACGACGCAGUAAGAUGUUCCACCGAGGUAUGACGAUGUAGUUGCGACUUGUACGAUAAAAAAACUUGUAACGAGUGGCCCAAGUCUUUUGGAAAAACUACUAGUACGAAAAGAAAGACUCUACGCCCCAAGAGGAGGACGCGAUAUAUGACGAAGCGACUUUUAACUCUUUAACGAACAAGAAGCGUCUAUGUGUGAUAUAGACCGAAGAUCGUUAAAGAAGUAUAGUAUUGUCUUGCUCUUCAACAAGCUAGAAGCUGUACGAUAGUAAGCAAGACCGAAGUUUGUUAAAGGGAAAACUCUACCGCUAUCCACGGAGGUUGGGUAGGCGUAAUGGGGUAAAUUCAGGUUCUCCACCAAUGUUACCGAACGAUAGAACACAGACGAGGUCCGUAUUGAAGUUCAGUUUUCAUUUGUUGAGAUUCCCAAAAGACUGCUCGUUUUUCAUGAGAAGUGUUCAGCUUCGAAUUCGUUUCGCGCAUGAGAAAUCAUGUUUCUCGUUCUUCUUUCUCAUCGUGGAAAAAACAAUUCUCGC